CGUUUCUAUUCAGCCAUUCAACUCACACAAAGAAGCACAUCUAAAAUGGAUCCAGCUGUGUCAUACAGUCAGAAUGAUGGCAAGACUCCUUACUCUCCAGCUACUGUUAUUGAAGUUGGCCAGGACCCAACACUUGUGAAAGAUUACGUUGUGUGGUCCCUUUUCAACCUUGUUAACAUGAACUGCUGCUGCCUGGGAUUGAUUGCAUUGUUUUAUUCUGUUAAAUCCAGAGACCAGAAGCAUUCAAAGAACCUGACUAGCGCCAGAGACUAUGGUGAAACUGCAAAACGUUUCAACAUCGCCAGCACUGUCAUUUCUGUAAUUGUUAUUGUCAUCAUUUUAGCUGUUUAUAUAACAAGCUUUAUUGCUAUGCUGCAACAAAUCCAAAGGGGACCGUGAAGCUCUGAGAGAUCCAUGCAGACUGUCAAAUUCAGUCUUUGUCAUUAUGGGCUUGUCAUUCCUUUUAAAAAUAAUGUCACCAUCAGAUAUGUUUUGUAUAUUUUAUGGAUAUUUGCUUAGUACAAAAUACAUUAUGUACAUUUACUAUUAAAGUCUUGUAUGCUUUUUUUUACUGAAAUGCACGGUUAAUUGCAUGAAUGUGAUCAAUCAAACGUAUUAUUGUCUAUAGUGCACAACCUCACAUCAUUGAGACUAUUUGUAAUAAUGCUAUAAGAACAUUAAUUGAUUGCAAUGCCAUAUAGAAGUGUAAAUCAGUCAACAUAUUUUACACAGAGAAAUAAAGAUUUCCAUUUUCCUAUAUAUAUAUAUAUAUAUAUAUAUAUAUUGUAAGGCAGUGUGUUGUGUGAGACAGCAGGGAGGGGGUUAAAACCUCCCUGAAGGAAAAAUGGCACCUUUUUGUAUUUAGUUAAUUAGUUUUGUUAAUUGUUUUAUUAUUAAUUAUCCCCUGCACCUGGUAGCUAUUGUAAAUUAGAGCCAGGUGCAGGGUAUUUAAGAGGAGCAGUCAGUCUGCUCAAGGCUGCUGAAUAGAGGGAGGCAGAAAGAGGUGCUCUGCUUCCCAGCAGUCAUAAAAGAGUAAGUGCUGUGUAAACCUAUGAGUUUGUGUCGGUGCCAGGUAAACGGCUUAGCCGUCCUGCAAGUUAGUCAGGGAAAUUACCUGUUUAGUUAGAGCUCGUACAGAGCUAGGUGUUUGUUUUGUAUUUUGUUUAUUUUGUGUUUAUUAAACAUAGCGCACCAGCGCUUAAAAAUCAAUUUCUGUCGUGUUGGGUCUAAUUUUAAAGGGGCACGAACCCGUGUUAAGUGAAACCUUUUCACAUUUGGUACCAGAAGUGGGGCGCCCCUACGACCAUAGAAAUGGAUAGCAUCAGAGAGUUAAUUGCAAGGAUCAACCGUGAUACUGCUGCUCAAAUAGAGCGGACUGCGAGGUUGGAGAGAUGGACGAGAGAGAUGGAGUGGGCACUGCCAAAGAUUCAGGAGUGGGAGCAGGCUAACGCAGCUCCGCAGACUCACAAGCUAGAGAAGGAGGAGCUGCUACCGCCGCUUCCGGAGCCCAGAGGGGAGGAGCCGCCGCUGCCAGAGCCGAGAGGGGAGGAGCCGCCGCUGCCAGAGCCCAGAGGGGAGGAGCCGCCGCUGCCAGAGCCCAGAGGGGAGGAGCCGCCGCUGCCAGAGCCCAGAGGGGAGGAGCCGCCGCUGCCAGAGCCCAGAGGGGAGGAGCCGCCGCUGCCAGAGCCCAGAGGGGAGGAGCCGCCGCUGCCAGAGCCCAGAGGGGAGGAGCCGCCGCUGCCAGAGCCCAGAGGGGAGGAGCCGCCGCUGCCAGAGCCCAGAGGGGAGGAGCCGCCGCUGCCAGAGCCCAGAGGGGAGGAGCCGCCGCUUCCGGAGCCCAGAGGGGAGGAGGUGAAAAGCAUACCUCCACCACAGCCCCGACCACCACCCCUACAGUCCAGUUCAGGGCCGCUGCGUCCAGUCUCUCACCCCUUGCUCCUGGACACCCGGCCGGUUUUCCUGGACCUCCCUGUGCUGGGCCUAGAGCCCAGGAGUUUGCAACACUGGCCACAGCUCUGACCCUGGUUCCCUGCUUCGCUCUCCCCGAGCACCCAGACGUCGCUGGGCUGCUGCCAGACGUCGCUGUCGCUCCCACUGUUUGCUGCUUCGCUUCCCCUGGGUGAUCGGACAUCACUGCGCCGGUUCCCAGGGGAAGACCUCUGUCCAUUGCUGCAUCCUCCAGUGCCCCGGCCUACGCUCCGGUCGCCCCUGUCAAACCGUUGGGUUCCCUUGUCGCCGGUGUGUGGUCCUUACCUGGCCGGGCCGGGACGUGGACAGAUCCACCCUCAAGUCCGCCCGUGGAAAAGGGCGAAAAAGGACAUUCAUGGACUCGAGGGUGGGUGGUUGUGUUUUAGGGGAGGAGGUGGCCGUCGAGUGGCCUGUGUCUUGAAAAGACAAGAGGGGGGAUAUGUAAGGCAGUGUGUUGUGUGAGACAGCAGGGAGGGGGUUAAAACCUCCCUGAAGGAAAAAUGGCACCUUUUUGUAUUUAGUUAAUUAGUUUUGUUAAUUGUUUUAUUAUUAAUUAUCCCCUGCACCUGGUAGCUAUUGUAAAUUAGAGCCAGGUGCAGGGUAUUUAAGAGGAGCAGUCAGUCUGCUCAAGGCUGCUGAAUAGAGGGAGGCAGAAAGAGGUGCUCUGCUUCCCAGCAGUCAUAAAAGAGUAAGUGCUGUGUAAACCUGUGAGUUUGUGUCGGUGCCAGGUAAACGGCUUAGCCGUCCUGCAAGUUAGUCAGGGAAAUUACCUGUUUAGUUAGAGCUCGUACAGAGCUAGGUGUUUGUUUUGUAUUUUGUUUAUUUUGUGUUUAUUAAACAUAGCGCACCAGCGCUUAAAAAUCCAUUUCUGUCGUGUUGGGUCUAAUUUUAAAGGGGCACGAACCCGUGUUAGGUGAAACCUUUUCACAAUAUAUAUAUAUAUAUAUAUAUAUAUAUAUAUAUAUAUAUAUAUAUAUAUAUAUAUAUAUAUAUAUAUAUAUAUAUAUGGAUUGCUGAACAAGAUGAAAUGCAAAUGGCAAAAUGGAUCUUUUUAAAAAAAAACCUUUCCUGCACUAUUGAAAUGUAAUCAGUUCUAUUUCUGUUCCUUUUUAACAUGAAAUAAAUACAUUUUCAAGCUAAGAUAUUGUUUCUUUUUUCUCCUUUUAUUUGCUUAAAACUAGGUCUGUUGGUGGCCUCAGAUUCCCUCUGAUCUGUCCGACUGGUAGUGAUUGGUACUGUUUUAUGAAGUAGUAAGUUUAAAAUGAUAAAAUAAUUGUUAUGUGUGUGACCUCAUUUUCUCCUAGCAGGUGCAAGAGGAAGGCCUUAAAAGGAGCGGAAAGUUUCAACUGUUAGUUAGAGAGAGGAAGCUCUCUUCACUCUGUAACCGCAAGCUGCAUCCAUGAAGUUUAGUUAAGAUAUUAAGAUAGUACAGGAUGCUUGCAAGUAGGACAAAGUUGUUUUUGUAGCAUAUGAUUGGUCUCCUCUUGAUCUUCCAAGCUGUUGCUACCUGACAUAUAUUGAGUUGAGCUUCUGUGAUUGGCUCGCAAUAACUGUAGGUUGUAAGGUAUAUAUCACGUUUACUGGCUCUGCGCAGUCAGAACUCUACUUGAUGUUUUUCUAACACCUCGUGUGUUGAGAGUGUUCUUGGAUUUGCAAAUCAUUAAACUUGUUUACUCAA
This is a messenger RNA of Acipenser ruthenus (sterlet), 3646 nucleotides long. Its product is annotated as protein TsetseEP-like. The transcript is spliced from 2 exons. The coding region runs from base 1312 to 2019 and encodes 235 amino acids. NCBI's taxonomy places the organism in Eukaryota, Metazoa, Chordata, Actinopteri, Acipenseriformes, Acipenseridae. The record is from RefSeq and is a predicted model, not a curated record.